AUGCCGGAAGAAAAGAAGAAACAAAGUUUACCGUUUUUCGCAAAUUGCUUAAUAGCCGGAUUUUCCGGGUGCCUAAUACAUUUAACACCUAAUACACAGGACAAUUUCGAUAAUUGUUUUCUAUAACUGUUGUUAUUAUUAUGUAAUCACGCAAUAUUAGGAUGGGUGCGGCGGUUUUCGUCCAUCCGCUGGAAGUGCUCAAAUUUCGUAUGCAGUUGAGCGGCGAGAAAGGUUCCACUGUGGACCAUAAAAAUUCGUUCCAGGCAAUCGUGAAUAUGGCUAAAAAAGAAAAACUUUCUGGUUUUUAUGGUGGCAUCACGGCCAAUUUCACCAGACAACUCGUAUUCACGUCUACCCGAAUAGGAACGUACACUACGCUCUCGGAAAAAUUAAAAAAGUGAGAUUAUAUACCUACUCAAUAAGUAAUAGUAACAUCAAUAUAACAUAUUAAAUAGGUGAGCUACCUAACAUUCUAUUGUAGUAUGAUGCCUAAAUUCAACAUUUAAAAAUGUUAUCAUUGCGUUUUGUCAAUUUAGUCUACAUGAUGUACAAUUGCUUUUUUUUGCUGUUAUUUGGUUAUAAAUACACAUAGAGACUUUAAACUUGGUAAUAAAACUUAUAUUAGACUUACCUAAACGUGGUGAAAUUUUCAAAAUUAUCGGUCAACUUUUUUUUUGUAAUCCACGUUUCGAAAUCAAAUUUAAACGAAAAUCACGAAAAAAAAUUACGAUUUUUCAAACUAUGUAUUACCGAAUUAUGAACUGCGCUCGGAAUCGUAUUUCGUCAGCAAUGGUUUAACGUUGCUUACAGAUAUAAAUGAAAUAACCUUAUGUAUCCUAUCUUCCCAACUUCUCACCUACAACAGUGGCCACUCCCAACCCCAGUAUUAUCUCUUUUUUUUUAUGGUUUAUGACUGAUUUUUAUUUAUUUUUAUAACUAGAAAAAUAACAUUGUAUUAUAAUAUUUUGCUUUUGAUUUUUGUAGUUUAUGACUGAUUUUUAUUUAUUUAAAAAUACCUAAUUUUACUUUUUACAACUAUCUAAUGUAGGUUUUAACACUAUAUUUUUUAGAUGUUAUUAUUAUCUGUUGUAAGAGUUAACACUAUUUUUUGUAGGAGUUAACACUAUAUCAAUGUAGAAGAUUACCAACUUUUGUAAGAGUUUACCAUCCCCCUUAUAGGUAUCUACACUUUUAUACACUUUUAUCAGUGAUCUUUAAAACUAAUGAAUUAAUCUUAAAUUUUGUCUGAGACUUUUGAACAUUACUCAUAGAGAUACGUAAUGGCUUAGAAUACUACUAACAUUAUACAAUCUUGAAAUUAUUACUUAAUUAAUUUAAAAUUAAAAAAAAAAACUUUCUACCUAUAGAUACCUAUAUGUUAAUUUCCACUAAACGUCAUCAACAAAAAGUUAUUGAAAGCAAUAAAUAUCGAAAAAGACGGAUAUAUUUCGCUCGCGGCUGUGCCACUGUUAUAGGUGAGAAGUUAGGAAAGUAGAAGAGAAAUUGUAUGCAUAUCUGUACGCAACAAUUAAUCACUGCUAACGAAAAACGAUUUUGAACGGAAUUUGGUUAAUACUAUUGUUUUGCCAACAAUAUGUAUGUCAUAUUAUGGUAAAAUAAUCAUUGCAUAUGCAUUAUAUAUUUUCUUUAAUAAUAUUGUUUUUAAUAAAAUUUGUUUAACGUUGGACCUAUUUACCCGUUAUUCCCGGUUUCCCCCAUGUUUUACCCGGUUUUUCCCACUUAUUAUGUAAAAAGCUGAAAAAAAUUAUGAAAUUACCUUUUUAACGUACAAAACUAGUUACCGGUAGAAAUGUUGUCCACGGGAAAAAAGAAAGUCAUAAUAUUUUUUUAUCUAAUACCUACCAUUUCUUACAUUUUCCCGUUUUUUUCGAUUUUUCACAUUUGUAUAGAAAACUCCGGAGAAAAUCAAAAAACGACUUUUCUAAAGUCCACGGAAAAAAAAUAAACAUUUUUGUAAAACCCUAAGCUUCUUCGCUCCACUCAUAAUCUAAAAUUUCUUGUCAACUAUUUACAAAUUAUUUAAUGUAUGUAAUUUAUUUAUAGUUUUCUUCGCAUAGCAUGAUAUUAGAUUACGAAUUCUUUCAAAAUUCCAUAUGGAAUUAUAGUUUAUUUAUUUGUUAACUUGUUUUUUUUUUUUUCAAAUACUUUUUAUUACGCCAAAUCAAAAUAUGUUAUUAAGUUAUAAGUUAAUUUAUAUUAUUAAAUAUAAUCGCGCGGCGAUACGACAUUGUGUUCUAGACAUGGACAGGAUACCGUAAUCAACAACGCGAUUGUCAGUAUGUCAGCGGGGGCUAUGGCGGCAGUAAUCGCAACACCGACCGAUGUAAUUGCAAUUGAGUAUCAUCAUACUAUAUAAGUCUAAUUGCAGAAUAUUAUAUUGUAAAACUACUUGCGUGUUUUUAUGCAGCCGCGAUUGAUAUUAUCGAAAACUUACCUAAAUGUACCUAGCUGCACUUAGACGGUGCUCUAUUCUGGGGGAACUGUGUUUCAAUUGCUACUUGGAUCGAUUGGCCCUCGACUCAAACUUGAAGCACUUUCGAAAAUAUAAUAUUCCCUGUUACUACAUAGUACAGUAGUGAAAAAUAUUAUAAAAUCGUCAUACGUUCUCAAAAAACGUAAAACAAUUAUUAGACUGUACUCAUAUGACUAAUGGCUGGAUCAAACAUUUCCAAUGGGGUGGAAUGUGUAGUAGAGGAUAACGGUUAGGUUAGGUUUUUUUAUAUAUCUAAUCCGAAAGUGGGAAUUCGAAGCGACGAAACCAAAAAGGACAUUUAUUUGUCUUCAAUAAAUCAAGCAUCUUCUUGAAACUUGUCUGAAAUAUAUAAUUGUAUACUUCGAGAUUAAAUUUCUAAAUAAAUGUUAAUAGUCGCUGUACUUUUAAAAAAAUUAGGAGAGAUAUAACCUGGAAAACUCCCUUCCUCUCCUCUAUCCACUGCAAACGACUGUUAUAAUAUUAUAGUAUACCUAUAUGUAUUGUACGCAGUCUUUGUAAAUGUAAUUUUUUUCUCGCAAUAAAUAAAUAUCCCCACAAACCUUUUCUUUUCAAUAUUUAUAUUUAUUGCCAAUAAUGUUUUUAUGUAUGUAUCAUAAAUUAUUAUUCGACCGCUGCGCAUCACAGAGAAGAAUUCUUGUUCUAUUUCGCCUUUUUAUCUUAUGUCUUGAUCGAUAGUUGAUUCGCGAUAACAUUAAUUUCGAGAUGGACAAUUUGGGGGAAUGGGGGCAAAGCUUCCGACAAGGUAAUACGGAGAGAUUUUUUAAGGAAUGCUAAUUUUUUAUAAACUAUCGGGAAUAUUAAUGACCUCUAAACUACCCGUUUUUCCAUGAAUUAACCAUUGUACUUAAAUAAGUACCUAUAUAUAGGUAUACCUAUAUUUUUAUCACCGUUAAGAGAUAAUCAUAAAUAUUGUAUAGAUCGCUGUGGUACGAAUGACGGCUGACGGACGUUUGCCUCCGGAAAGCAGACGUAACUACAAACACGUGUUUGACGCUCUCCAUAAAAUACAUAGAGACGAGGGCGUCAAAGGCUUGUGGAGGGGUACCGUGGUGACCGUGAACAGAGCGAUGGUGGCGAACGUAACACAACUAAUGUCGUACGACACGGCUAAAAAAUAUCUCAAAGAUAACCGUGAGUGAUUAUCGAUAUCAAUAAUAUUAUAAUAUAGUAAAUAUAUUUUGAUGAUCGUGAAAAUGUUUUGGUUUCAAUAGAAAACAUGGAAGAAGGUCUAAAACUCCACACUUUAUCGAGCAUGGUUUCCGGUAUUAUGUAUUCGGUGUGUUCGAAUCCAAUGGACGUGUUUAAAACCAGGUAGGACUAUUUGUGCUCCACGCCAUAGGCGUAAAAUGGGUGGGAAUUAUAGUUCUCCAACAGUUCCUACAGCCGCCCUUCCGCCAAAUAAGACAUUAAUUAUCUUGCAGCUCCCCCUGAAAAAUAGCCAUGCAGAAAGAAAUAUAUUUGUUACUUUCGUUUUAUAAAUACGUACUAAAUAUAUCAAAAGCCUAAUACAUAUUGUACAUUUUUUUGCAAUUUCCAAAACUAGUGCUGAAGCUCUUUUCUCGAUUUUGUUUUCGUGUGUAAUUCGGUUUAAAAUAAUCAUAGAGACCUGCAGUUUUCACAGAAUACUACAAUUAGAAUAUUAGCACUUUUUAGAAGUAGUACAGAUUUCAAAACAUUUCAGCUUUUAACUACCUAUUCAUAUAACCUCAUAAUCGUUUGUCAUUUUUGAGUAUUUUUAGUUACUAUUUGGUGUUAGACAUGAAUAAAAUUGUUUGAUCGGAAUGCUUAACAUUUUAUUAAGACGUUCGUUAUAAGUUUAACAUAAUGAAAAAAAGAAAAAGUUGAACGUAAUGUAUAUUAGUUUUUUUUAUAAGCAUUUUAAGAUCAAAUUUUAAUGAAAAACGUACAAAUUACGGAAUUUGCAAACAUGGUGUGUAACCGUACUUCGCUUAGAAUCGUUUUGCUUUAGCAAUGAUUUAUCGUUGCGUACAGAUACGAAUUAAAUUACUAAUAGAUAUGUGCUUAAUGUUUAUGCAUCUAUAUAAAUCAUUUUGUUAGGGUUAUAGCCCCCUUAAAAAAAUAAUCAUGCCAAGACCACCACGAUAAUAAUGAACGAUAUUAUUAUAUAUUAUGUUAUAAUUGUAUAACAGUUGAAUAUUGAAUUAUUAUUUUUAUUCUGUAUAGAAUUCAACAACAGAAAAUAAUUGACGGCAAGCCGGAAUAUUCGGGCAUGGUGGAUGUGGCUACGACUUUAGUGAAAACUGAAGGGAUCACCGCUUUAUGGAAAGGUUGGCCGUUCUAUUAUUUACGAAUCGCUCCGGCUACUGUUUUAUUGUUUGUGUUCAUGGAGCAGCUUAACAAGGGAUAUAGAAAAUACGUUUUGCACGAAGAGCAAGAGAACAAAAGGAAUUAA
Cinara cedri is the source of this 4928-nucleotide messenger RNA. The record is from the annotation of a GenBank genome assembly. NCBI's taxonomy places the organism in Eukaryota, Metazoa, Arthropoda, Insecta, Hemiptera, Aphididae.